Molecule: messenger RNA, 384 nt
Organism: Medioppia subpectinata
Lineage: Eukaryota; Metazoa; Arthropoda; Arachnida; Sarcoptiformes; Oppiidae
Source: the annotation of a GenBank genome assembly
AAUACAACAACAAUCUAUUGCUAAUCACUUGUAUUAUUAAUUAAAAUGUUUACAAAACUCACCCUUGCUAAAUUAAUCACCAUUUAUGUAUAUUUAUUGUCUGUAUUUAAUAUAUACCAAUGUCAGGUAACCACCGAAACAACGACCCAGAAAACAUUUGAACAAAAAGUUUUAGACAACCAGAAGAAGGGCGAAGAGAAUCUCAAGACAUUAUCGCGAUCUAAGGCUAGUGUUUGGGUCGACACUAAUAAAGGCAAUAUAUUUAGUACAAGUAUUGGCAGCAGUCAUAUAGAAAAGGACAAGAAUGGUAAUAACGGGACGGGAGCAGCGGUGGGCCGGUCAUCAAACAUGUUGCUAACACUGAUGAUACAGCCCGGCGGACAG